This is a messenger RNA of Panicum hallii, 1222 nucleotides long. RefSeq names its product ras-related protein RABH1b-like. Gene Ontology annotation, molecular function: GTP binding; GTPase activity. Bases 152 to 970 code for a protein of 272 amino acids. NCBI's taxonomy places the organism in Eukaryota, Viridiplantae, Streptophyta, Magnoliopsida, Poales, Poaceae. The record is from RefSeq and is a predicted model, not a curated record. The transcript has 6 exons.
CUCGACCACCACUACCGGUUACUGCCUUCGUCGCAGCCUCUCCUUCCUUCCUUUUUUGCUUCCAUCUCUUCUGGAUUCAUCUUCAACCCAACCCUUUCACUCUUCUCGCUUGAAUUUCAAGCACAGCAGCUACCCUUCUCUCUUGAAUUUUAUGCACAGCAGCUCCCCUUCGCACAGCAGCUCCCAAGCAGCUCCCCUUCACAAGCACACGCCUGCACACAGCCACCAAGCUCCCCUUCGGACAAGCCUGCGCCCAGCCGCCGAGGACGCGCGACGCCGCACGGGCCCGCAGCCCGCCGCUCGCUCGUCGCACGUGGGGCCCGCAGCCCCCUCACGCGCACGCCGCCGCUCGGGCCAGCAGCCGCCCCGCGCACCCCGGCCGCAGCACCGGCGACCCUCGUGCGCCUGCACCGGCCGCAGCUCCGGCGACCGAUUACUCGCGGCAGCGACGACGCCGGCGGCUACGAUUGGCAUUGACUUCUUGUCAAAGACCAUGUAUCUUGAAGACCGCACUGUUCGUCUACAGCUCUGGGAUACUGCAGGACAGGAGAGAUUUAGGAGUCUUAUUCCAAGCUACAUCAGGGACUCAUCUGUUGCAGUGGUUGUUUAUGAUGUAGCCAAUAGGCAGUCUUUUCUGAACACCUCAAGGUGGAUCGACGAAGUCCGCAACGAGAGGGGUGGCGAUGUGAUCGUCGUGCUCGUUGGGAACAAAACUGAUCUUGUUGACAAGAGACAAGUGUCCACAGAGGAAGGAGAGAGCAAGUCCAAAGAACUCAACGUCAUGUUCAUCGAAACCAGCGCGAAAGCCGGGUUCAACAUCAAGCCGCUGUUCCGCAAGAUCGCCGCGGCGCUGCCGGGGAUGGAGACGCUCUCGUCGGCGAAGCAGGAGGACAUGGUGGACGUGAACCUGAAGCCGACCUCCGGCCAGUCCAACUCGCAGCAGCAGGCGGGCAGUGGAUGCGCCUGCUAGGAACAAACAGUGCAAGCUCUGCACAUACGCGCGCCUGACAAACUUGAUAUCGUAACGCAGUUUUUCGGUAGUGUUGAUACCGCCCUUAAUUUCCUUAUGCUUCUUCUGUAGUGGAUGAAUCUGAAGGCUACCUUUAGGUCCCCCCCCCCCCCAAAAUUCCAUCUCGAUUUUGUGUACGGCGAAAGACCAGACGAUUUCUUACAGUUUCAUGUGUCCUGCUCUGUAUGGUUCAGAAAUAAGCUCUUGUAGUCU